AUGUUGGAGGCAUUUCGGGGCAGAUGCCGAUUUAGACAAUACAUAGCCAACAAGCCCGCCAAAUACGGCAUAAAGAUCUAUGGAUUAGUAGACGCCAGAACAUUUUUAACAUCAAAUCUUGAAAUCUACGCGGGUAAACAACCAGAGGGACCAUUUCAACUAAAAAAUGACGCAGCGAGUGUUGUAUUGCGACUUAUAGAGCCAAUUAGUGGUACAGGAAGAAAUGUAACUACUGACAAUUAUUUCACCUCAGUGCCAUUGGCUAAUAGCUUAUUAGUAAACCAUCGACUAACUACAAUAGGAACAAUGCGCAAAAAUAAGCCUCAAAUUCCUCGCGAGCUUCUAGAUGUGAAAAAUAGACUAGUAAAAAGCAGCCUGUUUGCAUAUGGUGAAUACUCGGAUGAAAACCUCAAUAAGUGCCUUCUUGUUUUAUAUGUACCAAAGCGAAACAAAAACGUGCUGUUAUUAUCAACCCUGCAUGUUCAUGGUAAGAUCGACGAUGACACUGGAGAUGCUUUCAAGCCCGAAGUUAUUACAGACUAUAAUCUUACGAAAGGAGGCGUAGAUGUGGUCGACAAAAUAAAAUCUGAAUAUUCAACAGCACGAUUCAACAAUAGAUGGCCAUAUACCGUAUUCUGUGGGCUUCUGAAUAUAUCAACCAUCAACAGCCAAAUAAUCUGUCGAGAAAAUACAAACAAUAUUAUUACCAGAAGACAAUUUAUAUCGGAACUUAGUAAAUUGCUUGUCAUGCCUCACCUGUACAGACAUUCUCAGAUUCCAAGUCUGCCUUAUCUACUUAGUCAAAAGAUUAGAAACAUAACUGGAGAAAGACCAACCCCAAAUAGAGACCAAGCCACUCAAGCCAAAGUGAAAUGUGAAUUCUGUCCAUUGAGAAAAAACUGGUUCAGUCGGAGGUUUCCUUCAGCUUUAGAGGAUUCCAGAAUGAAACAUCAGAAGAAGAAACCUUCAGUUCAGAAAUUUUAGAUUAAGAAUUUUCAGUGUUUGGUUAGUAUUUUUGUUUUAGUUUAUAACAAUAAUUUUUCACUAAUGUAUAGCUUAAUAGUAUACUUGACAAUAUAAACAUUUAAUUUAAGUAAAAAUA
Molecule: messenger RNA, 1102 nt
Organism: Acanthoscelides obtectus
Lineage: Eukaryota; Metazoa; Arthropoda; Insecta; Coleoptera; Chrysomelidae
Source: the annotation of a GenBank genome assembly